Molecule: messenger RNA, 3237 nt
Organism: Cyprinodon tularosa
Lineage: Eukaryota; Metazoa; Chordata; Actinopteri; Cyprinodontiformes; Cyprinodontidae
Exons: 15
Coding region: 700-2802 (700 amino acids)
Source: RefSeq, a predicted model, not a curated record
UGUACCAAACUGAAUGAUGGCAUAACUGCACACUCUGAAAACCCAAAGCUACUUGAAAAGCCCUUCAAAGUAACUCCAAAUGGACUAAGUAGAAGCCUUACCAAAAUUGGUGUAAGUCAGCUGGUUAUUGUGUUCUGUGAAGACAAGCAGCAGGUCUACUGUCAGCUGUGUUCAGUCAGACUGAAAACAUCCAGCCACUCCACCAGCUUCACUCAUUGCUUCAACUAUGUGAAAUCGAAGUAUCCAGGAUUGACUGCAAAUGUAUCAAACUUGGAGGACAAAUUGAGAAGCAUCGUGGCCUAUUUAGCUCAGAUUGAGAAAAGCCUCGGUCCACAGAAGCCACAGCAAAUAGAAGUGAAGAAGGACUUGUACCUAAAGCUGGCUGCACUCCCAGAAAAAGAAGCUGUUAAAGAACUGAAAGCAAUUGUCAGACAAGACCCUCUAGUCUCAUCCACUUCAGCUGAUGUAAUCAAAGCCUUUCAACAGAAAACUAGAAGGUCCUCUGAAGUUUCAAGAACACGUGUGUGUGUGCAACCAGCAGAGAUUUCAAGACUUCCUGGUAAUAACUUAUCAGAGCAGAAUGGUGAGCGACUUCAGCAGAAAAAACCUCUCUGUGAGAAGGAAAGGGCAAAGACUGCUGUCCUGUCAGCUAUUUACCCGACUCAAGAUAACUUCCAGCCUUCUAACAGAUGUGACACAAUGGAUUCUGAUUCUGCUUUAGGUCAUGAAGAAACCGUCAAACAGAAUCAAAGUAACUGUGACACUGUUGCUGCUCCUCAUCAUCAUAAAGUUACACCUGCAUGUCCUGGAGUAAAAGUGGAAAAUGCAGAUUCUAUUUCCGCCCUGGAAAAAGAUUGUUUAAAGAGUUCUUUUCCCUUAAAUGAAAUCUGCAGCCCCCAGAAACAAACGGGUCUGGUACAAAUGAGACCAAAAGGACUGAGCUUGAAAGAAGAAGCAGCCCCAAAAAACGACUCGGCACCACAAGAGUACUGUGAACUACAGUUUUCCCCCAUUACUUUCUAUGGGAGAAAAGCUCCAGGCUGCAGUAAUUUGUUCCUUUACUUGCAAGUAAGAGAACUGGAUGCUGAAAAGGUUAUUGGUAUAGACUCUGUCUGGGAGUGCAGAGGGAUAUGUCUGGACACUUUCUUUCUGUGUGAAAGUUGUGAAAAAACCAUCUUAUGCCGCAACAUCUUUGAACAUAUGACCAACCUUAGCCACCAACUCGAAUACAUGAGGAAAUGGCAUCCUGAGUUUCUGAAGAUAUUCUGGCUGCAGAAGGAUCUUCCUCAAGCAUUACAAAUGAACAUUUUGCGAGAAGUUGUCAGAAGGCUGGCAGAGCGUGACCGUGCCUUUAAGGUUGAUGCAAAGUGCAUAAUACUGAAACAAGAGUUGCAUCAGUUUGUCAGGAUGGCUCAAUUCAAUGAAGCUUUGAAAAUUGUGCGGAAUAUCCUUAGCGAAGAGAAAACAACGUUCCAUCUAUCAUCCGGUCUUGCAGCCAAGGCUGAAGAGAAAGGCAAGCGCAGUAAUCUGGAAGACAGUUUAAUUGUUGGAGCGUCAGCAGUGGUAAAAGCCUUUAGCCCUGUGAAAAUGACCUCCACCUCUUUAAAGACUAAUCUGUUGGACCCUUCAGCCCAUGAUCCAGGAGAAACUCUGGUUCAGUUUACCAAUCCUAAUGCAUUCGUAAAGCGAGAGUUUAAAUCGGCUGUCUCCUACCCUCAAAGCUUUGGUGAGGAAUUGGUCCCAGAAACAUCCUGCAGUGCUGUCAAGAACAGCCUGUCGGCAUCCGUUGGAGCACAAACCAGAAAAAGAACAGCUGAGGUAUCUCUAAGCCUACAUCAACUGAAAGAUCCCACGCCUCCUAAACGUACAUUUCUUCUACAAAGGCUGAAGAGUGAGCCUGGUUCUCCACCCUCUAUGACCCCUCCACUGAACUCUGUUGCACCCUCUUCUUCGCUUGCUAUGAAAGAUGAAGGCUCCAGCUCCAUAAAAGCUACAUCCACUCUGGAUCAGGAUUUUCUUUUGAAGCCAAUUCCUGGCAUGAAAUGGCGAACCUCCAAGAAGAACCACCACUCUGCAUUGGCUAAGGAUCAUAUAACCGGCAUAAAGUCUGAAAUAGUGUCACGAACCUGUGAUUCAAAGUCCCAGCUUAUUAAAGCUGAGGCGGAGAUGAACCGAGCCUUUAACUCUAUAGAAGGGAACACGGUGCCAAAACCUGAUCCAGACUACAGGAAGGAACCUCUGUCCUUUGGUGCUUCAGCAGCAACCAUCUCGUCCCCUGAGGACUUUCUAGAAGGGAGCACAGUGACCAAAGUUAUACCAUUGACUGAGGUGGCUCCUUCUACUGACUUACAGAAUCUACAAUUCUUUCAUUCCCAAAAGAUCUGUAGAGUUGAGUCCUAUAGUACGUCUACCAACCAUAUCUCAGGACAAAUACCAGAUCCAAAAGGUGACCUAGAAUCUGACUGGACUCUGAUUAGUCAACCAUCUUCUUUUAAAAAUGAAAUUUUAAACCCAGAUAAACACUUCUUUCAAGGUAGCUACGAAGGACUGACUACACCUUGUUUUAACAGAAACCAUCAAAUUGGUUUCAACACUUGCCCACCACCAGCAGGCUCAUGCUGUGCUGAAGCUUUUGAAGGUUAUAAUCCACACAGCCAGUUAAGUGACAUUUCACAUCAACAAUGCAUGUACCCGAUCUACCCUCAGCCAGUCAUUCUGUUUAGUCCAACAGUUCAGUUGCUUCCAGGAGUGGGUGUUUUCCACAUCCCCUGUUACUCAUGGGCAGCAAGGAUGGGAAGGUGAUCUGUAAAGCUUUUAGACUUGCAUGAAGUUGUGAAUAAAAGUUCUCUGAGGAAUUGUUAGAAAUCAUUUAUUUUAUACCUGUUUCUUCAGAUUGUUACAUUUCUUUGUGCAUAAAGAAUCACAUUUUUCAUGUGGAACUAAAAUGGUUUGUGAUGAAGAAAAUUGUUAAAGUUGCUUUUAUAUUUAAUAAAGUCUGGUUUUCUUCGAGUUUGUUAUAUGUUUCUGCCCUGGAAAAACAUAGCCAAUUGUAGAUCUUGAAUUGUAUGUUGAUUAUACAAUUAAAUCCACAAACAUAUCCUCACCACAGCUGGAGAGUCCAUUGGAGGCCAUCUUGUCUUUCAGACAUUAAGGUAUAUAAGCAGAGAGAAAUGUGAGGUUCGGAUGGGAAAACCAGGUCAGUGUAGCUGGGUGCACUUGACAUUAAUUAUGGUUGAU